UAUCUUCAACCUUGCAUUCACAUUUUUCACAUCAUCACCAAAGUCAUCAAUCCAAUUUUCCGAGAAAAAAUAAUAAUCUCCGGUCACCGUCUCCAUCUGGUAUAAAACAUUCUUGCAUUUGUAUGGCAGUAAGUUUUUUGAAUCGUGAGGUAUCUGACCUGUGUUUAGGUAAGCCGGCGUUAAAGCCAAUUCCGGCUAAAGCCACUGUAUCUGAGGCGUUGACCGCUUUGAAAAAAUCCGGUGAGACUCAUGUAAGUGUUUGGAGUUGUGACCAUUCUAACAAGGGUGGGGAGGAUUCGGUGUGUCGCUGUGUAGGGAAGAUCUGUAUGGUUGAUGUGAUUCUCUUUUUAUGUAAAGAAGAGAAUUUGAGGGAUCCUUCUAAGGCCCUUGAGACACCUGUCGACAAGAUUUUGCCUAUAGGGAAUUCUAUUGUCAGGCAUUUGGAUCCUAAUUCAAGCUUGCUGGAAGCCAUUGAUUACAUUCUUGAAGGUGCCCAGAACCUGGUUAUACCAAUUCAAAACUACAGGAGCACCCCUUCGAGGAAAAAACUUUUGAGCAAAGCAUCAUCUCUGAGUCCCACGAAUCACAACGGUGUUGAAUACUGCUGGCUAAUGCAGGAAGACAUUGUCCGGUUCCUUCUGAACUCCAUUGGAGUCUUCUCUCCUAUGCCCACUUUUACAAUUGAAUCAGUCAACAUCAUAAAUCACGACAUGAUGACUGUUAGCUAUCAUGACCCUGCAAUCUCUUCCUUGGAUGCCAUUACUCGAGCGUAUAUUGAGCAGAGCUCUGUUGCAGUUGUCGAUGAAGACAACCGAUUGAUUGGUGAAAUCUCUCCCUUCACUCUGGCCUACUGUGAUGAGACGGUUGCAGCAGCAAUCGCGACCCUUUCAGCUGGUGAUCUCAUGACUUACAUUGACUACGGUGGUCCUCCAGAGGACUUGAUCGAGUUGGUCAAGACGAGGUUACAAGAAAAGAAACUUGGGGCAAUGGCGGAACUAAUAGAUGAAGAGUUUUCACUGUCUUCAUCAUCAUCUUCUGCUUCGAGUUGUUCUUCAGAUGAUGAAUCAGGCUUAAGCAAAGUUACUGUGCUAGGUCGAUAUUCUUCAGCAAGAAGAUCUGAGGCCAUUACUUGUUAUCCAUGGAGUUCAUUGGUGGCUGUGAUGAUUCAAGCUCUUGCGCAUCGUGCUAAUUCCAUUUGGGUCAUGGAUGAGGCUCAUAAUUUGAUCGGAGUUGUAACAUUUAAAGGAAUUCUGGAAGUUUUCAGGAGUAUUGCUAAUGCGAGGCGUAAACCAGAAAGGGAGAAUACAUCAAAGCAAUAAUGAACACAUAUUUGCCACAUAUAUAUAUAUUGUUAAAUGUCUUUUAAAUGCGACUAUGUUUGCAUAAAUUUUGCUUGAAUGAACAGAAGGCUUAUUGGUGGUGAUUGGAAAACAAUUUGUUUGAACUAUUAUCAUGUACUAUUUCUCUCUC
Messenger RNA from Lycium barbarum (goji berry), 1470 nucleotides. RefSeq names its product CBS domain-containing protein CBSX5-like. The record is from RefSeq and is a predicted model, not a curated record. Lineage: Eukaryota; Viridiplantae; Streptophyta; Magnoliopsida; Solanales; Solanaceae. The transcript has 2 exons. The coding region runs from base 123 to 1319 and encodes 398 amino acids.